Molecule: messenger RNA, 1783 nt
Organism: Cloeon dipterum
Lineage: Eukaryota; Metazoa; Arthropoda; Insecta; Ephemeroptera; Baetidae
Product: regulator of chromosome condensation-like
Exons: 7
Coding region: 118-1494 (458 amino acids)
Cellular component (GO): cytoplasm
Molecular function (GO): guanyl-nucleotide exchange factor activity
Source: RefSeq, a predicted model, not a curated record
CAAAACAGCUGCUUGUGAUCCAGCGUGCCGGUUGAAACCCACGCAAAGAGCCGUUAAGUUAAUCAUCAUUUCACAGAAUAUACAAUAUUUUAGAGGAUCUUAAGGUUUGCUGGAGUCAUGCCUGCCAAAAAGAGAGGAAACAGCUUCAGAGUCGCAGACUCGACUACCAUCAAGAAGAGAGCCCGCAGGUCGUCAGUGCUGCCUGAUGUGGAGGCAAAGGUGCGAAAGAUUUCUGAACGCCCUCGUUCUCCAGCUGUCUCCAAAUUGGAUCCCCUCCAGAAGCCUCUGGAGCAGAGAGAAGCUGGGCAAAUUUUCACCGUAGGAGAGAAUCUGACCGGACAACUUGGACUGGACAGUGAUGAAAUUGAUAGCAAGAAGAGGCCUGCCAUUGUUGCAGGCCUCAGCGAAGCUGUGGCGGUUAGCUGCGGCGGCAUGCACACCAUCUGCUUGUUAAAAAAUGGAGAUGUCAUAACAUUUGGUUGCAAUGAUGACGGCGCUCUUGGGCAUAAAACUGGGGAUGACGAUCCAGAGUUCAAACCAGCCAAGGUAGAAUUGCCUGGUAAAGCUAUUCAAGUGACAGCUGGCGACUCGCACAGCGCUGCUCUUCUUGAAGAUGGACGAGUAUUUGCCUGGGGAAGUUUCAGAGAUAGUUCUGGUGUUUUUGGUCUGACAAUGACUGGGAAUUUGAAGGAGGAGACACCAGUUGAAAUGCUCACUGGCAACGAAAUUAUAAAAAUCAGCUCUGGAGACGAUCACUUGGCCAUGCUCAGCUCAGCAGGAAUCGUUUACACAAUUGGCAACGGAGAACAAGGCCAGCUUGGCAGAGUGUCAGAACGCACGGCUUCCAACAAGAGCAGCCGCCAUCACAAAGUCCAGCUUCUCACUCCUCUUCCGGUUGAUUUGCAUGCUCAUAGGAGAGCGUCCUCCAAAAUUAAGUGCUCAAAUGUUUGGACCGGCUCUUGGACUACCAUCUGCCAGAGCGACUCCGACGCAAAGAUUUACGUUUUCGGAUUGAACAACUAUUAUCAAAUAGGUUUGGAGGAAAUAAACAAUCCACAGUAUUUGCCAGCUUUGUCUGAGCGAUUGAGCACAAAGAAAUGGAAAAAGAUUGCUGGUGGCCAGCACCACACACUCUGCUUAGACGAAGAAGGAGUUGUCUACAGUUUUGGCCGCCAGGACUAUGGCCGCCUUGGCCUGGGCCAACAGAAUGAGCCAGUUCGGGAAAUAACUCCAAUCCCAGCUCUGCAGGGCAUCAAGUGCAUUGAUGUUGCUUGUGGCAAUGUGGCGUCUUUCGCUGUCACCGAAGAAGGAAAGGUUUACUCCUGGGGUAUGGGUGGUACUCAUUUGGGAAUCGGUGGUGAUGAACCCGUUGAUGUGUUGGAGCCACAAUUAAUGCAAGGCAAAGCCUUGGAGAAGAAGGCGGUCAUUUCGAUCGGCUCCGGUGGACAACAUACUGCUCUUGUGGCCAGAGAGGUCCCCGAAAACCCAGCUUAAAGCAGAUUAUUUUAUUUGCUUGCUUAUACAGUGCCUUUGAAAGCAAAAUUUAUACAUCAGCUUAAUUUUUAAUUUCAAUUUAAGAAGUUUUACUUAGGGUCAUUUCGAUUUAGGGUAAAGCCUGUUGAGCCUGGAUUUCGGGAGUUUAUUGGCAGGCGUUCAUGAAGCUGCCUCUUCACCGCUGGUGCUCAUUAACAAAUCAUCAAAUUAUCCAAACCACUUAUGACAGUUCGUUGUGACAUACAUCAACUUGUAUCAUCUCAAUAAAUCUUUCAUGAAGCAUACAAAA